Triplophysa rosa is the source of this 3341-nucleotide messenger RNA. RefSeq lists its product as uncharacterized. The transcript has 10 exons. The record is from RefSeq and is a predicted model, not a curated record. NCBI's taxonomy places the organism in Eukaryota, Metazoa, Chordata, Actinopteri, Cypriniformes, Nemacheilidae. Bases 281 to 2485 code for a protein of 734 amino acids.
UCAACUAAAACAGUAGAAGAAUGUCGUUGGUUCGCUUUGUUACAAACUUGUAGAAGCGCAAAGUUACCGCUUUAAUUUUUAGCACAUUAUGAAGUACACUAAUUAGUGAACAGUGUAGUGAGUUUGUCAGUGUUAGUUUUUGUCAGGUUUGUGUUGUCGCGCGCUGUAAGUCAGUGAAUGAGGGUGCGGCUCACUGACGACGACAAACCCAGGAGAUUUAUAUUUAAAAGACAUCGACUGAAUCUUUAUUUAACUAUUUGUUACUGGAAUCAACAGAAAUAUGAAGAACACUUUUACAUUGAAUAUUGUUUUGGCACUGAUGUGCGGUGUGUUUGGUGAUGAAGUGAAGACAGUGAUGGAGGGACAUUCUGUUACUCUACACACUCAUCUCACUGAUAUGAACGGAGUUAUAAGGAUAAUAUGGAGGGUUGGAGAAAAAGGCUCUCAAAGUUUUCUAGUUACAAUUGCUGAUAGUAAGCCCUCAUAUGAUGACAAUGAUGUGAGAUUCAGAGACAGACUGCAGGUGAAUAAUCAGACUGGAGAUCUCACCAUCAAGAACAUGAGAGUCAAACACUCUGGACUCUAUGAAGCGGAGAUCAAUAAGGGUGCAGAGCAAUUAAAGAACUUCAGCGUUACUGUCAUUGAUUCUCCACGUGUUAUUGGUGCUGGUACAGGUGAUGUGAAGUCAGUGUCAGUGAGUGAGGGAGAAUCUGUGACUCUACACAAUGAUCUUAAUGACAAACAGAACGGUAAUCUGAUACUGUGGAGGUUUGGAGAUGAAGGUCUUCUCAUAGCUAAACAUGAUCAAGAAGACAAUAAGAGCUCAGUAUAUGAUGAUGAUGAGGGAUUCAGAGGCAGACUGAAGCUGGAUGAUCAGACCGGAUCUCUCACCAUCAGUGAUGUCAGAUCAUCAGAUUCUGGACUUUAUAAACUGAAGAUCAAUAACAACAAACAGACAUUAUACAAGACCUUCAGUGUUUAUGUCAGGAGUUUGUCUUCAGGUGCUAUAGCAGGAUUAUGUGCUUUCCUGGCGGUCAUUGCUGUUUGUGUUAUCGCUGCUGGUGUGAUUUUCUAUCUCCGUAUGUCUGAAGUGAAGAAACUAAUGAAUGAGAUGAAGUCAGUGUCAGUGACGGAGGGAGAUUCGGUCACUCUACACACUAAUGUUACUAAACUACAGUCUGAUGAUCACGUGAUCGAGUGGAGGUUUGGACAUAAGAAUGUCAUCGCCAAAGUCAACAGAAAGGACAACGCGCUCUUUGUGUAUGAUGGUGUUCUUGAUGGGAUAUUCAUAGGGAGACUGAAGCUGAACGAUAAGACCGGAUCUCUCACCAUCACAAACAUCAACAUGAGACACGCUGGACUCUAUAAAGUCAAGAUGAGCAGCGGUGAAGGAACAUCAUGCUCUCGCUUCAUCGCCAGAAGUGGACACUCGUGCUCUCUCUUCAAUGUUGUUGUCCAAGCUCAAAUAAAGUCUGUGUCAGUGAUGGAGGGAGAUUCGGUCACUCUACCCGCCGAUCUAACAGACCAACACACAGAUGCUGUGAUCGAGUGGAUGUUUAAAGAUGAAGACGCCGUCAUAGCCCGAUUCAGCAGAAAGAACAAGGACGUCUUUACGUAUGGUGAUGUUCUUGAAGGGAGGUUCAGAGACAGACUGCAGGUGAGCGAUCAGACCGGAGAUCUCAUUAUCACUGAUGUCAACAUCAGACACGCUGGAGUUUAUAAACUGUGGAUCAUCGCCAGUACGGGAGUGUCGUUCUCUCAAUUCAAUAUUAUCGUCAAGGAGAGGAUCAGACUAGCGGUGUUGGGACAGUCUGUCUCUCUGAUCACUGGCGUUACUGAAAUCAAGACUGAUGAUGACGUUCAGUGGGCGUUUGGGCCUGAGGAGCGUUUCAUUGCUCGGAUCAACGCACGAUCUGCUAAAUAUGAACUAUACGACUGUGAUGAUGUAAGAUUCAGAGACGGACUGAAGCUGAACCAGAAGACUGGAUCUGUCACCAUCGCAAACAUCACAGUUAAACACUCUGGAGUUUAUCAGGUUUGGAUCAGCAACAACAUAAGAACCAAAUACAAGAAAUUCAGUGUUACCAUCUCUGUGUUAGCCAAAAGAGGAGAAUCUGUCACUCUACACACUGAGAGUCAAGUACAGAGAGACAGUGAGAUCCAGUGGAUCUUAGAUGAUAACACCAUUCUGGUCACUGGAAAGAAUGGAGAAGACGGAGAGAGCCGAUAUACAGAUGAUGAGAGAUUCACAGACAGACUGAAGAUGAACGCUGACACUGGAGAUCUCACCAUCACACACAUCACAACUGAACACAAUGGAGUUUAUAAACUACAGCAGAUCAACAGUGAUGGAAAGAUCCCGUACAGAAUGUUCAGCGUUUGUGUCAUUGACAGCGCUCAUGGAACAGCGUUGAACGAUCAAAAAUCAGAUUUAAGAGGAAUCAGUAAUGUCACGACGCCUCUUUUGAAUGCAAAAGAUGUUUGAUCAGCUGAUGGAUGCUCAACAUCACCAGCGUGUAACAUGUGUUACAUCAUCAGCUUCUGCAGUAACAAUUGCUUUCAUGAUCCGUCCUUUAUAAAUGAGAAAUACUGUAAACUCCCUCGAUGUUGAUGUUGAAGUAUCACGAUUUUUGAUCAACAGUGAAGCUUUCAUUUAUUUGCAGUUUACACCGAUCAAAAACUUUUGACGUUUUACAUUUCAUAUCUGUUACUCACCACAGAGCAUAUGAUCAGUUUGACUCUUGCAUGUUUGAUAUUGUGUGAUUGUUGUCAGUAUUGAUUUAAUAUCAGAUAUACAUGAAGAUCUGUGUGAACACCUGUAGUCCUCUUCAAGUGUCUGAGCGUCAGUGUGAGAUUUAGAUGCCUGCUCUGUUUUUAAUGUCAAAGUCAUUAUUCUUUUAGUCUUUUAUUUACCUUGUGCAUGACUUCAUUGAAUAAUAUUAUGUUUGUUCAUCAGAUAUUCCGUUCAUCUGUCUACUGAUCAGAUCUGGAUGUAAAAUUUUAGAUGUGAAUUCAGACUGUCAGUACAGAUAUAAAACACUAACUUUAUAAAGCACUUCACUGAUCAACUCGCCGUUUGCACUUGACAAAUAAAGGAGAAAACGCUACACUGAUGUUGGUGCUUAACUUUGUACUGUAGUAGAAUAUGAUACAGUAAAUCUUGUCUAGUUUAUGAAACACUUCUGAUGCACAUUUUUAUUUCCCUUUAGAUAACAGUAUUGAUAAACUUUUGUGGGUUAUUUUUAAUUAAACGCAUGCUUAAACAAGUAGAACUAAGUACACAAUGUGCUGUAUGUCAAUAUCAUUUCAAUAAAGUACAAAACUGAAGUGAAAUCUUUCUU